Molecule: messenger RNA, 981 nt
Organism: Trifolium pratense (red clover)
Lineage: Eukaryota; Viridiplantae; Streptophyta; Magnoliopsida; Fabales; Fabaceae
Product: vesicle-associated membrane protein 722-like
Exons: 5
Coding region: 160-819 (219 amino acids)
Biological process (GO): vesicle-mediated transport
Cellular component (GO): membrane
Source: RefSeq, a predicted model, not a curated record
AUAAGACUUUCUUCAUUUCACAUGAAUAUUUGACAUUGUCCUCUUCCUGUUUUUACUCCUUUAAGCCCCCAUAUUUGACACCUCUCUCUCUCUCUCUCUCUCUCUCUCUCUGCAGCUUUUGAAUCUAUUGUUGCAAAGAGUUAUCUAUUGUGAUCAUUGAUGGGACAACAAUCGUUGAUAUACAGCUUUGUUGCUCGUGGUACGUUGAUUCUUGCAGAGCACAGUGACUUCACAGGAAACUUCACCACCAUAGCUUUACAGUGUCUGCAAAAACUUCCUGCUUCUAAUAACAAGUUCAUUUAUAACUGUGAUGGACACACCUUCAACUUCCUCGUCGAUAAUGGAUUCACUUAUUGUGUAGUAGCAGUGGAGUCUGUUGAAAGACAAAUUCCAAUUGCUUUUCUUGAACGGAUUAAGGAUGAUUUUAACAAAAGAUAUGGUGGAGGAAGAGCUACAACAGCAACUACUAGAAGUCUUAACAAAGAUUUUGGACCAAAGUUGAAGCAGCAUAUGCAAUAUUGUGUUGAACAUCCAGAGGAAGUUAGCAAACUUGCUAAAGUGAAAGCUCAAGUUUCUGAAGUCAAAGGAGUUAUGAUGGAAAAUAUUGACAAGGUUAUUGAUAGGGGAGAAAAAAUUGAGGUUUUGGUGGAUAAAACAGAGAACCUUCGUUCUCAGGCACAAGAUUUCAGGCAGCAAGGAACACAGUUAAGGAGAAAAAUGUGGUAUCAGAAUAUGAAGAUCAAGCUCAUAGUUCUUGCUAUCAUAAUUGCAUUGAUUCUCAUUAUUGUUCUUUCUGUGUGUCAUGGUUUCAGUUGUUAAAAAUUCUCAUUUAUCUAGAAUUGUCACUAUAUAUUGGAUUGUUUUGUAAUAUAUUAUAGUCUCAUACUUUAUGAUUUGUUUAUUAGACAUUCAAUUGUAUCAUGUAAAAAAAUGGUUAGGAAGAAAAUGAAUAAAGUGUGUUAGGGUGAUUCCUAUUUUUCA